Molecule: messenger RNA, 9694 nt
Organism: Xyrichtys novacula (pearly razorfish)
Lineage: Eukaryota; Metazoa; Chordata; Actinopteri; Labriformes; Labridae
Source: the annotation of a GenBank genome assembly
GCGAAAAAAACUCCAUUAAAGAAGAAAAAACUCAAGCGGACAGUUAAGGGAAAAUAUCGAUGUCACAAAUGAAAUAGAUCAGAUUCGUUGUGUGUUUCAGAUCUUUUCACCCAUGACACAAUCUGUGGUGGUCCAAGGUGAGUAUAACUCGCUCUUUGUAAAGUUGAGUGACUUAUUAAACAGUAUGAACGGUUACCUGGAGCGUUAGUUGUGAUGUUGUGAUGUGAAAUUAUAUACACCCUACUCUAACAACUUCACAGCUUGUUAAGUGAGUUUAUUACCGAUUAGAAGAAAAGUUAAACAUGCAAACAUUUCCCUUAUUUAUAUUAACUGAACUUUAAACUGGCGUUUUCAGUGGGGCAGUGCGGAAACCAGGUGGGCUGCAGGUUUUGGGAUCUUGCUCUGCGUGAACAUGCCCAUGUCAAUAAAGUAAGUGUCAAUACACACAUUAACCAAAAAGAGGCUCUCUCUGAGAAACAACAACACAAUUCAAUACAAUAUUUAGAUAAUAUAAUGUGUUGGACAAACAAAAAACGGCAAGAUACGUUAUUUACUUAAUCCUUUACCCUUUUCAAACAGAAUUUUAUGUCAGUCUUUACAGUAAGUAGUCUAUGUUGUGUCGGCCAACUGUUCACAUAAUAUAAGUUUUUAUUUUGUCAUUCAAUUUUUUCAAGAGAUGCUCAAAUAAACUGUGAAGAGUUAAAAGGCACUGGCCCCUAUACUUUUGUAUAGUUUCGUCCAUUGAAAACAUGUAUUUGUAGCCCAUCCUGACCUCUAAGAGCAGUUUUAACACUCAGUCUUCCUCCCCCUGUCAGAAAGGAGUGUAUGAUGAAGCCCUCAGCAGCUUUUUUCGAAACGUGGACCUCAGGUAAUCACUCUUGUUUCACCAGUAAAUUAUGUACUCCCUUAAGUCUUCAUAUAAUAUUGAUUUAGGGACAUUCUGGCGUAAAAUUAAUUUAGGGUCACACACAUCGUAACACCGAGUUAGACACACCCUCGAGAGAUGGAUGCUGCUGACCGCUUGCUUCUCUACUUAUACCAACUUCAGUAGCGACCGCACGAUAGCAAUACACAUUGCUAUUUUUCGGUCAUUACUAAAGUUGGUAUAAUUAGAGAGGCAAGCGGUCGGCAACAGUCAUCUUUCGAGGGGGUGUGUAACUCGGUGUUACAGUUUCUUUGAUAUUGGUCUGUUCUUCAUAGAAGGAAUGACGGAGGAUCCUGUGGUGUUGGUGGGAAGAUUGAAAAUCUGAAAGCCAGAGUAAGUCCUUACUUUUCAAAGAAAACAGCUUGAGAGACAUUUCUGUCUCACAGUCCUCCCAGGCAUAACACUAGAGAGUUAAAGUUCAGGUCAGGUGAGGAUAAAGGCAUGAAUUGUGAAGGUCACAAAGAGGAGUUAUGGAAAGACAGCAGGGAGCCACUGGUGUUUCAGUUUAUAGCAGUGAUUAAUGUGCUGGCCUCAUACUGUUAUAUUUAAAUCCACAGGCGGUGCUGGUGGACAUGGAGGAAGGUGUUGUCAAUGAGAUCCUGCAGGGCCCACUGAGAGAGGUUUUUGACAGCACACAGUUCCUCACAGACGUGUCAGGUUCAGGCAACAACUGGUGAGAGUUAACAGGCUGACCUCGGAUCAUCACGUCCAGGGUUUUCUCCAGGAAUGUUUGAAAUCACCCCCCAAACUAUUAUAUUUAUGUUUUAUUUAAGGUCAUUUUUGCAUUAACUUAUUAUUCUAAAUCUGAAAUAUUUUCACGCAGGUGAUUUUUUUUACUGUGUAUAUCUUCUCUGUCCUGUCUGUGACCAGCUUUUCAGAUUUAGUAAAUGUUAACUCUUUCACCUCCUCCCAUCCAGGGCAGUCGGUCACAUGACAUAUGGCUCAGCCUACAGGGAGCAGAUAGUGGAUAAACUGAGGAAGACAGCAGAGCAUUGUGACUGUCUACAGUGCUUCUUUCUCAUUCACUCUAUGGGAGGAGGUAAGGGACAAAAACACUGAGCAGUUAGCUGCUACUGCUAGCUGUGGACAUGGUGUUUUAGUGAAGAAUGACCGCAAGACAUUGGAUACAGUGCAACCCCUCAAAUUCACAAUGUGUUGGAGGAAAUAAUUCAUGAUAUGGGAAGCACCACAUGUUGCUUUUAUUGCUGUGUCAUCAUUUUUUGUGAAGUCAUACCACAGCAGUUCAUCCUGAUGCGCGCCUUGAGAAUACAUGCACUGAUACCCUUUACAGAACUGAUAUGGCUGCAGAUGCUGUGAACAUGCUGCCCGUGGUGCAGUGCAAAUUAGAGACAGUAGAUGGCAGCAGGAGCCAAACCUUAUAAAUGAUUUAUUUAUGCUUAGGAAGUUCUGUUUGAUCAUGUAUAUAUGAUGCACCUGAGGAACAAUAACCAUCUGUGAACCACUAAGUGUGUUAAUGACCAUGAUCCCUGCUCCUGUACCUGCUAUGAGGGAGGUAUGCUCACAUGCUUAGCCUACUGUAAAACACACACUCAUGUCAAAGCUCUACAUGCAUUGAUUGAAGGUCAAUCGUGCCAUGUUCAUCUCCUCUUGUUGCUAUUUUAAUGUUAUGUCAGCAGGAACCAAAAUUCUGAUGCCUUAUUGAAACCACAAAUCUCAGAAACUUGAAACAUGGUGGAAAUUUGAAGUUGGAAAAAUUAUUGUUGUAAGAGGUUUUAAGGUCAAAAAGUCUAAUGAAGCUUUUUUUGUAUUUUCAUACUAACCCUUUGAAACAGCUGUUUCUCAAGAGCAACCUCUCUGAUUCUGUUUUGUACUGUGUGAGUAUUUUAGGGCAUUUGGACAUUUCUUAACUGCAUGAAUGUGUCUCAGUUAAUGAAAUAAAUACAUUUCUACAGUAUUUUUACACUCAUGAUAAAGACUAAGAUAGAUAUGGACAUGAAUUUGAAGCCGAAUAUAAAUGCAGUGAUCUCAAAUUGAAGGUACAGGCUCUGGAUUGGGGACGAGGGUGCUGAGUAUGCUGGAGGAAGAGUUUCCCGAAGUGUGUCGAAUCGUCACCUCCAUCUAUCCAUCUGCAGAGGACGAUGUCAUCACAUCGCCGUACAACAGCAUCCUGGCGAUGAAGGAACUCACAGAGCACGCCGACUGUGUGCUGCCUAUUGAAAACCAGGUGUGUGAAGCUCACAUUGUCCAUCUCCCUGCAGACAUCCUUUGUGUUUGCGUGAUUGAAACCUCCAGUUUUUAUUUAAUUUUCUGUCCCUUUUCCCUCCCGCAGGCACUGGUCCACAUUGUAAACAAGAUUAAACACAUGUCUCAUUGUGGGAAACCAGGCUCUGUGAUCAAGACGGACACCACUGUCAUGUCAGGCCAGGGCGGACUCAGCAGGGCAGAGAAGCCGUUUGACACGAUGAACAACAUUGUGGCUAACCUGUUGCUUAAUAUCACCAGGUAUAGCAUCACUAUUUGACAUCAGACAUGUUCUCAUAGGUCAUGAAAACAAGAACUCCAUCUGUGGCUCCUACAAUGUCUGAGGAGAUUUUUCAGGGUUGAUCAUCUUUAAAAUAAGUCUGACAUGGUUUAAAAUGGUGCUCAUGUGUCACCUCUCAUUUUGUGUUGCAGCUCGGCUCGCUUUGAGGGAUCUCUGAACAUGGAUCUGAAUGAGAUUGCCAUGAAUCUGGUCCCAUUUCCUCGUAUGCACUACUUGGUACCCAGCCUCACCCCUCUCUACACGCUGGCAGAUGUCAGUGUCCCCCCCAGAAGGUUGUUUUUUCAUCCUCAGAAAAUAUACACAAUGUGAUAGUGUUCAAACAACAUUAAACUGGCUUAUAUUUUACAACUUAAAAGACUUUCAAAUGUCACAAAACAAGGAUUCAUUUUGUCAAAAUGGAUCACAGCUACCUCAAUCUCAGCGCUUGGCAGGAAAAACAGCGUCUGAUCUGUUAACAGCCUCUCCCCCCCCCAGCUCCACCCUAAAAACAUCUGCCAUGAAAGUAGUCUGUGUGUGAACCCUAUAGACCUGGUUUCGUCCAGAGGGGCUGCUUAUUGAUUUAAAGUGAGUGGUGGUUGUACUGAAUAAACUCUCAGCGGUAAACAUGAGACUAAAGCAAAGCAGGGUGUUGCUUAAAAAUAUCUUGCACGCCCAGCAGAAUUUUGCUAGAAUAAACACAGUCACAAGGUCUCUUCCUUCUUCUGCUUUACUUUUUUAAUCAGCGGUCUAACUUCAGUGUAGCUCAAAGACCAUUUCAGUCACUAUAGCAAAUUAUGUGCCGAACAAACCAUGAGAAAGGUUCUUAUUAUGCAGUAUGCAAAUCUGGAAAAAUGAUUUUUAAACUUUGCUCUGUCUCCAGACUGGACCAGAUGUUCAGUGAUGCCUUCAGUAAAGACCACCAGCUAAUCCGAGCUGACCCAAAGCACAGCCUCUACCUGGCCUGCGCCCUUAUGGUCAGGGGCAAUGUGCAGGUGUCUGACCUCCGCAGGAACAUCGAGAGGUAAGACCCCCAACCCCCCCAUCCCUCUUCUAUCAAAACAACCAACUAGUCAGCGAACCCACCCAAAUAGUCUAUGUUUUUAGGUUGUUUAGCCGAAUACAUGGCCAAGACAUGGUAUUUAAUGUUCAAACUGAUAAACUUUAUAGUUAGGGUUAGGGUAAUAAUAUUAAUGUGAGGUUGGAAUGAUAGGGAGCUGUUGAGGAGGACACCCGGACACUUAACCUGUGGGAAGGGGAUCAAGCUGACAUAUAGAGUGCUUGGAUUUUUGGAUGAGGGCUGAGAUGUCAGAAGCAGCAGGAUGUUGGAAACCAAUGAAUAGGUUGACACUGGGGGAGAGGUUCAGAGGAGGAAAGAGGUGUCAGAUUGGAGUUUAAAUGCUGGUGAAUUUUGUGAAUUUUUGUCAUAAAAACAAACUAAAAAAAGAGUUUCAGGUGUUGGUGGAGUACAGAUGAGCAGGUAGGGGAUCAGGAUUUGGAGAAGUUUGAAGAAUAGUGAGAACAGUCUUGGUGUUUCUUUCAUUUGAACUGAUGAAGUUGGAGUAGUAGUUUGAUUUUGCUUGAGAAAAUAAGUCCUUGUACUGUAAUAUAUGGGAUUUAUGCACUUCUUUGUGGAUAGUGAGAGGAGAUUUUCUGUUAAGACGCUCAAGUUGGCGACCUUUGGCUUUCAUGGACCUGUGAUUUUCCUGUCUUUGUUUUGUGUCCUUGAUGUUCCGAGAUGUCAAAGGGAUAAAGUAAAAAAAAGUGGAAAAAGUAUAUCAGUAUUGUAAAACACUGAAAAAUAUCGUGAAUAUAAGACAAACUAGGAUACACACCAGCAGCUGAACUCCAAUUUUCAGGAGGGGUGGUUUACUUCAUGAGCUGAUAACUGUGACACAGCUGCCCCUCAGAAAAGUCUAUCAUGCCAAAAUAUUAACUGCGGGUAUUGACCUUUUCAAAAAUUAUUACCAGCCUUUUCCUCCUUGAGUGGUACCAUUAAGUCAUAUUUUGUCCCCUGCCCAUGAACUUAAAUAUUACCUCCACUCCCAGCCUGCUGAAUAGUACCUCAUUUAGCUUUGACAGUAGUGAUUCAUGACUGGUCCAUUCAGCACUAAGCUCCCCUCAGCAGAACUUGUUUUUCUGUGGUUGUCAAGAGAAACUGAGACAGAUGCUGCUGUGAGAGUUCAUGUUUGUACAUGGUACCAAAAAGAAGAUUGAGAAGAAGGGAGAAAAGUGAACAAAUAUUGGCUGUCAGAUGUUGAAACUGAAAAAUGUUAUUAUUUAAUGUAAAAUAUCUCUGCUAUAUAUUAUUGUCAUCAUCCAUGUAGAUGUUAAAUUGAUCAACUAUGAUCUUAUUUGUGCUGAGGACUAAAUCAGAUGUGAACUCAGGCUCUUAUGUGUUUUGUGACCUCAAAAUUGAAAUCAUUGUUCAGGAAUAUUUUUCCAAGUAAUAAGAUAUCAAAUCACUCCUCAAAUAGUACAUUUCCUUUCUCAUAUUUCCAUAAAUGACAUGUAAACCAUCCUCUGAGCUGAACCCUGUUUGUUUCGUCCUCUGCAGACUGAAGCCUUCGCUGCCCUUCGUCUCGUGGAACCAGGAGGGCUGGAAGACCAGCCUGUGUUCAGUCCCUCCUGUGGGUCACUCUCACUCUUUGCUCGCUCUCGCCAACAACACUUGUGUGAAGCCCACCUUCAUCGGGCUGAGGGAGCGCUUCACCAAACUCUACAGAAAGAAGGUGCAUAUUUAGUCCUGUAUAAAUCUAGAUAUAAAAUUAAAAUAUGAGGCCUUACACAUAUUUUUUUGCUCUCUUAUUGUUCCUUACUUGCUUUACUGUGUUGAACUGUGGGGCUUUACUUUUAAACAACUCAAAAUUCGCAAGUUGUUCUGCAAAAUAGGGUCAUACGUCACACAAACCCACUGUUUUAAAAGUCCUACGUCAUGAAACUUUGACUUAUUUUACUACAAAGUAAAUGAAAAUAAUGUUUAGAGCCCAAUUAAAGUCACUUCCAGACUCUGUACAGAAGUUCUUGUCAGUUUGGGAGAGUCACUCAGAUUUAAGGUAUAUUUUUUAGUUUAAAGAUUAAUAAUCUAAAAAUUUCCACAGGCUCAUCUGCAUCACUACCUGCACGUAGACGGGAUGGAGCAGAGUUACUUCACGGAGGCCGUCAGCUGUCUAAACUCGCUGAUUGAAGAGUACGAUCAUCUGGACGCCACAAAGGGGAGACUGAUGCCCGACGCACCACGAUUCAGCAUUGCCAGAUAAUAGUCUAUUGAACUGACAAGGUUUGUUUUUUUCCAACACUGAAAACCUGGAAAUAAUGACAAGACACGACCAAAACUUUUGUACAUACCCUUAUAAUUUAUACAUGAUUAUAAUCUAACUUGUGACCUGAUUAAAUAUUUUCUUUGACUGAAAAAACAUACAAGAACAAAAAAGACUCUCCCGAAGGGUUUUAGAAGUCUUUAAUUGCUCUGAGGAGGUUGCUGUAAUUUUUUUUGUACAUUUGUAAAUAUCACACAAAGUUUGUAAAGUAUUAUUUCUCUAACUUAAAAACUUUCAUAACCAAUCUCUUGAAUCAUUGAAGCCAUUCUGUCUUUAAAAAAAUGAGGUUUUAUGUGUCACUUUGGUCUCUCUUGCUUUUUCUUGACUUACAUUAUCAUCAGGAAAAACAAAAAGGAAAACUUCAGUAUUUUUCAAUAUGGGCCCCAUUUUUCCAUGUGUUUGUUAGAGCUUGAUUGGGGAAAACAACCUCUGAAAUUGAUCAGUAUUGAGACAUAGAGCAGCGCAGCCAUCAGUCAAGCACACAAACACAUGGGCCCAGGUUGAAAAAUACCAAAGUUCCCACCUCAAGUCUUACUUUUUCAUAUUUUGGAUUUUAAAGGUCUCAUAGCAGGCUACAAAGGACUCAGCCUUUACGGUUUGCAUCACCAGCUGCCUUCACAAGCAACUUCUGUGUCUUAUUUUGUUUUUGGAAUCACAGUAAAUCUGUGAAAUGCUAAAGCUAGCUUGCAAGCAGCUGCAGCAUCUUCUUUGUCUGUCCUACAUUAUAUAAAAAUCUGAGUACAGGACCACGUUUAUGAAUUCACAGUGUAGCUGUAUGUUUAUUUUUAGCACAAUAUCGGCAUUUCAUUUUUUAAAAAGACACUUAUUGUCAAGUACAUUACAACAGAUCUAAUAUGAACAUAAGCUCAACUGUGUUUUGUAUAUGAGAGUCUGUGUCCACGAUGUUUUGUUGAACAGCAGCACAUGAAAUACAGAACAUUUUACCUUAAUCAACAUCAUAUUGGAGGUACUUCCUCCCUUACACGACAUGUCUUGGCCACUUGUGUUGCACUUUGUUGUAAUGUUUUUCGUGAAGUUUAGACAAACCCUUUGAUCGCUUGCUGUAGUCCACCUCGCUGCCAAUCCUCUUCUCACGUCUCUGUUGACGUAAUGCAUCAAAAAUUAUGUGAUCUUGCAUCAGUAUAGCACUGCCUGGCUGAUCAGCUGAAAAGCUUUAACGACCCUUUAACUUACAGUGAAAUUUAAUUCUCAAUGAGGCAUUUUUUUCAGACUCUAUAUUUUCAUUCUGAUUCCCCUUUAAUAGCUUUACAUGAUUUUAAAAAAGCCUCAAAUUUAGGGUGACCAUAUGUCCUCUUUUACCCGGACAUGUCCUCUUUUUUGGGGGCAGUCCAGAAUUGUCCGGCUUUGUCCAGGGAAGUGUAUAAAACCAUUCAAAUGUCUGCGGUUUUGUAUGUUAGUUUCGAUUUUGUGUCACGUGGACUUACUGAGUUAGAAGCGCAUAAAAGACACACGAUCUGACCCGAAAAACUGUCAAAAUCAACUUUGUGCGACUCAGUGACUCCUCCCCCUCGUAGUCGUGUCCUCUUUAUGGGAAGUCGGAAUAUGGUCACCCUUCUCAAAUUUCUCAUUGUGGUAAAUUGACGUAUUAUUUCAGCCUCCAUCUGAAACACUUCAUUUUAGAUGCUGUCUCUUUAAGGUCCCCCCCACUCCACAAUUCUACUUUCCAAUGAUUGGCCACCUCCCUGAAGGCUUUCCAGAAGCCUCAAUGUUUUGGCCCUGCCUCCUCAAUUGUAUUUUAGAGCGGUGGAACAGUGCUGCGGGUGUCACAGUCAAAGGUGUCACCAUAGACUUUAUAUAGUAUGGACAACCUGGCUCCGCCUCCCAUCAUUGUAUGAAUUUAAAGCCAAAUUGUUCUCAUUAUUUCCUGGAUUUUUCCCAUUUUGUGAAACCACCACUUGGGCAGUAGUGUUGUAUGCAUUCGUCGUGAGAGUAGCUGUGGUGACGCUCUGGUCAAACAGCGUACCCCUCAGAUGAUCUACACAAUCUUCUUCUGCCCAUAGGCCGAAGCACCAGCUUUGGAAAAAAGAGGACUUGAGCACAAACCAGUCUAACAAUAGCUACAUGUCAACAUCACAACCAAGAGGGGCGAAAAAAAUUACAUUUUGCAUAAUUCAUUUUUAAAGGUUGUUCACAGCACCAUUUGCACCAAGUUUGCUGUAGGAGGCGGGGUUUACGACCUAUACUGCAACCAGUCACUAGGGGGUGCUGUUUUCGCAGAGGCUUCACCCAGCGAGGAGUCUAUGGUGUCACCUCACAAGCUGUUGGAGGCAGGACGUGCCACUUGGCUGGAAUUGGCUCCCAUUUUGGGCAGUUUACAUCUAUUUUCUAUGAUUAAGACAACAUACCUUUACCUGGUGGUUUGAGACUUUGUAUAUAUCUAGUAUCAACACUUAAUUUGUAACUUUGCUGUUUUUCUUGUGAAUGUGGAAAAGCAUGAUUCCACCCCUUUAACUCUUUGGAUCAUGCACUCUAGAUUAUUUAGAUGUUGUCAUCAUGGUACGGUAAUACUGUGAGUAUGCAUGAGUCAAGUCCUCAGUCUGACCCAGUAGGACUCGUCUCACGCGUUUGUGUCUCUGGACUUCUUGACUGGAUCCAUUACAGUAACUUCAGGUCAGAGAACAUGUCACCUGGAUCGUUGCACUUCCUCUGACACACGCAGGACGUCACCCACUGCAUCUUCCACUGUGUGUUGGAGCCUCCCUUACACGUGAAGUUGACCUUGAUCAUGCGGGACUUGUUUGGGACGCAGCAGCGUUUGUCUGUACACAAACCGCAGUACGUGGGCUUAAACUUCUUGGUGCUGGUGCAGCCUGAGAGGGUCAGCUUCUCUGCUUUCUUUGCUUGGAAUUUGGGUCUGCAUGUUUUUCCCUUUGGCACCUGUGAAGGCAUAACAGUAGUUUUAUAUGUAAAUAUAUCAUCCCAGAGAAGAAUACUGUCAACCCAGUGGUG